This is a messenger RNA of Eimeria maxima, 1050 nucleotides long. RefSeq lists its product as hypothetical. The transcript has 2 exons. The record is from RefSeq and is a predicted model, not a curated record. Lineage: Eukaryota; Apicomplexa; Conoidasida; Eucoccidiorida; Eimeriidae. The annotation marks the transcript as partial.
AUGAAGGGGCGAGCCUACAUCCCCACAUCUCUUGGAAUCCGAUGGCGCCUCUCGGAUUCAGAUGAGGUCGAUCGAUGGAUAAGCGAUUGUGAUAGGUCAGAUGACCCCCAAAGUGUGGAUGAGGGAGUUGAUGAGGGGGCCGUAGGGGGCGGAGAGUUGUCAGAGGAAAGGGGAGAAUCACAGGCUGUGGAAGCAUUAGAAGACUUGAAAUGCGUCGUGACACUUGGACUGCAAAUGGCGGCUUGUCUUCCCUUUAAUACGCGUGCUAUUCUAGUUUCUUUGUUGAUGGCAAUCUGCGUGCAAGAGCUGGUUCUCCUUGGGGUCUAUUCAACACCGGCAGUCGAGUUGGAGCGGCAGCGGACACUGGAUUUCAUUUUGGAAAAGGGACAGAAGGAAGUGGCACAGCUCGAAGCUUGUGGCCAGUCGUGCAGUGCUUUGCGUCGAUUAAGAAAAAUGCUGCCGCUGAUGCAGCACAUUAGAAAUGCUCCAUCGGAACCGAACCCUACGGAGCUGGGUGUGGAGGCAACCAUCUCCCAUCGUAGAGUUGUUGAAUGUAAAUGGGCUCUACAGCAGCUGAAACCCUGGAUAGAAGGGUCAAUUCCGACCCCCAGGGGCAUCGUUGACAAAGUGCUUCAGCUGCUUGCGUUUGCGCGUCGCUCGGGCAAAGGAAGGGUCACAGCAAACAACGUUACUUAUUCCUGGCUGGACAUGGUACAACAACAGGUUAAUUUUGCUGGGAUUGCGAAACCACGUGAGGAUGCCGGGACCAGUACGCGUAUGGCAGUAGGGGAACAGUUGGAUUUUCUUAGCAAACGCUACGGAAGACUCUCCAAAGCGCUUACCCACAGCAUCCAAUCCGCAUUGAGCGAUACGCCGCUGGAAGAGCCCCGUCAAGAACACCACCAGCAAGACGCACAGCAGCUGCUGCAGAACCAGAACAUCGUCCACCAGCAGCAACAUCAGUGGACCAACCACCCUUCAAACAUCAAUCCUGGACCCAGUUCCAUCCUCCAACCUCUUGCUGAGCAACCGCCUGCCCAAACAGCUGGC